GGCUGCGAUUGCGGUGCCACUCACAAGUGCAAUUGUAAUGUAUGUUGUAAAUGAUAGUAAAGCGGACAAACACAAAUUCGAGCACAAGCUGAAACACUCAAAAGCCGGUUGUACAUUGUGGGAAAAUAAGCAGCUGAACUGAAUCUUCAAUAUCUGAUAUGGAACUCACCGACGACAAUUUGUUAACACUGAGUGAAUAUCUGAAACAAACCUUAAACGUAGAUGUAAAUACCAGACGUCCAGCUGAGAAAUUCUUGGAAUCAGUGGAGGUCAAUCAAAAUUAUCCCCAGUUGUUACUUCAUUUGGUGGAAAAUGCAGAAAUUCCCAUAACAGUGAGGAUUUCUGGGGCGAUUGCCUUCAAAAAUUAUGUUAAACGUAAUUGGAAAGUGGAAGAAGAUGCGGUGGAUCGUAUACACGCUGAGGACAGAAUCGCCAUCAAAAAGUCGAUCAUUAAUUUAAUGUUACACUCGCCGGAAUCUAUACAGAAACAAUUGUCAGACGCUGUGUCUAUCAUUGGAAAGUACGACUUUCCGGACAAAUGGCCUGAACUGAUAGAUCAGAUGGUAGACAAAUUUAACACCGGCGAUUUUCAUGUGAUCAAUGGGGUUCUGCACACGGCACAUUCCUUGUUCAGGAAAUACAGAUAUGAGUACAAAAGUGACACUUUGUGGAGAGAAAUAAAAUUUGUAUUGGACAAGUUUGCCAAGCCUAUGACUGAUUUGUUCUUAGCUACAAUGAACUUAACGCAAGUACAUGCUAAUAACGUGGAAGCUUUGAAAGUUAUAUACAGUUCGUUGUGUAUCUUAUGUAAGGUGUUUUAUUCUCUUAAUUUUCAAGAUCUCCCGGAGUUUUUUGAGGAUAACAUGGAAGUGUGGAUGAGAAAUUUUUAUACUUUGUUAACUGUUAAUGUUUCCUCGUUGCAAACUACGGGGGAGGAAGAAGCGGGCGUAAUAGAACAGUUAAAGUCGCAAGUUUGCGACAACGUCGGGCUGUACGCUCAAAAGUACGACACCGAGUUUCAAGUGUAUUUGCCUGAAUUUGUUACAGCAAUUUGGAAUUUACUCACAACCACAGGUCAACAACCUAAAUACGAUUCCCUAGUGUCAAAUUCGCUGCAAUUUUUAGCCGCGGUAGCUAAUAGGGCACAAUACAGAUAUCUAUUCGAGGAUCAAACAACUCUCAGCAGUAUCUGCGAAAAAGUGAUUAUUCCUAAUAUGGAAUUCAGAGAAUCAGACAGCGAGCUGUUUGAAGAUAAUCCCGAGGAAUAUAUCAGACGGGACAUCGAAGGUUCGGACGUGGACACCAGAAGACGCGCCGCGUGUGACUUGGUCAGAGUGCUGUCUAAAUACUUCGAGGCGAAAAUCAUGGAAAUCUUUGGAGCUUAUAUACAGGUCAUGUUGCAAAACUACGCGGAAAAACCGGCGGAAAACUGGCGUAGCAAAGACGCCGCUAUUUAUCUAAUUACCAGUAGCGCGAGUAAAGGACAGACGCAGAAACACGGAGUCACGCAGAGCAGCGAUCUCGUCUCGUUGCCGCAAUUCGCCAAGCAACACAUCGAACCUGAACUGGCAAAAUCGAAUGUAAACGAGUUCCCAGUACUUAAAGCGGACGGGAUAAAAUUCAUUAUGACGUUCAGGUCGAUAUUACCGUGUGACAUGGUGGUGGGAAGUUUGCCGCAAUUGAUAAGACAUCUAGGCGCGAGCAGCAUCGUCGUGCACACCUACGCCGCUUGCGCGAUCGAAAAGAUAUUGGCGAUGAGAGCGGCUGAUAAUUCGCCUAUAGUCAAAGGAGUCGAUCUGUCGCCGCUGACAACGGAUUUGUUGAAAGGACUCUUCGCCUGCAUGAACAUAACGGGUUCCGAGGAAAACGAAUAUGUCAUGAAGGCUGUAAUGAGAAGUUUCGGCACACUGCAGGAAACUGUGGUGCCGUUUUUGGCCGAUCUGCUUCCGAAGCUCACCGAGAAGCUCGCGAUAGUCUCUAAGAAUCCAAGCCGGCCGAAUUUCAAUCACUAUCUGUUCGAAACACUGAGCGUAUCGAUUAAAAUUGUGUGCAAAACCAAUCCCGAGGCUGUGACGUCCUUUGAGCAAGCGCUGUUUCCCAUCUUUCAAGAAAUUUUGCAACAAGACAUACCAGAGUUUAUUCCUUAUGUAUUCCAAAUUUUGGCGUUGCUCCUGGAGCUGCGGACCAGUCAGAACGUACCGGAAUCGUACAUGGCUUUGUUCCCGUGCCUGUUGUCGCCCGUGCUGUUCGAACGCCACGCCAAUAUUCAUCCUUUAAACCGAUUGUUGCGAGCGUAUAUCAGUCACGGUUCGCAUCAGAUUAUAGCGCAGGAUAAGACGAGCGCGUUAUUAGGAAUAUUUCAGAAAUUAAUCGCGUCAAGAGCGAACGAUCACGAGGGAUUUUUGCUGCUGCAAAGCAUCAUUGAAUACUUUCCACCGAACGUUUUGGAACCGUACAUAGAACAAAUUUUCAUACUGUGUUUCCGAAGACUCUCGUCGACGUCGAAAACAACAAAAUUUGUAAAAGGUCUAAUAGUGUUUUUUGCGUAUUAUAUUAUCAGAUACGGAUCGUCGAGCUUCAUCACAACUGUCGACCGAAUACAACCGCAAUUGUUCGGAAUGGUGGUGGAGCGCGUGUUGCUUACCGAUCUACAAAAGAUAGCGGGUGAGGUGGAACGUAAAGUUGUGGCUGUUGGAAUCUCAAACUUGCUGAUUGAUUGCCCGGCGAUGCUCGAACCUCCGUACAACGCAUUCUAUCCUCGUCUGUUAGCCACGUUGGUAGAAUUCUUUGAGCUCCCGCAAGACGAAAGUUUGUUGCCGGCGGACGAGCUCCCGGAAAACGACGAUCAGGUCGGAUAUCAAGUAGGCUACAGUCAGCUCGCCUAUGCGAGGAAUCAUCGGAAAGAUCCCUUGCAAAGUACGUUGGAAUUUUCUUUUUAUCUCUAUUUUUUAAACAUUUUUAUCUUGAAGAAACAUGUGAAAUAUCUGAAAUAAUUAGUGGAAUUUACAUAAGCUGAUAGUUGGAGUGUUGGAUUUGUGUAAAAUUGUGUAUGUGUAUUUGACAGAUAUCGGCGAUAUACGUUUACACUUGGCGCAAGGCCUAGCGAAAUUGUCGCCGGAACAGUUGCCGGGAUUGCUGGGCCAGAUACCCGAACCAAAUGCGAAUCACCUGAGAAAUUAUCUACAAACUGCUGGUAUUACGGUUAUAUAAUAUAAACUAAAUGUCCGGCACAGAUUGAAGCUUCACUUGAUAGCUCGAAAAAUGAACAAUAUCGAACUUAAUAAACUGUAAUUAAAAGCUAAUUUUUUAUACACACGUAAUUGUACAAUUAAUGAGACUACCAAGAUUCAGAUCAUUCAUGCUUGAAGUGAGGUAACUGUGUGAGUAAUAAAUUAUGUUUAUUUUAUUUGUAGUGAAACAAAUGUUUUAUAUACAAUAGCAAUAAUAAAAAAUAGAAAAAUAUAUUCCACUUUUUAAUUUACACGUAAUAGUUACAUGUAAUUUACAUGUAAGUUACAUGUAAUAAUCAGUUCUUUUAGAUGCGAAAUUUAAAACAAGUUUGAUUUUAUUACUGAUACAGUUAUCUUAUUGCAACGUUGAAUAUCCACAAGAAAUCCAUGUGUCAUUAUAAAAUUUAAACUCAACUUUUUCUUUGUUUCGUCCAAAGUGCGAAUUGCCGCACUUCACCGUACGUUAAAAACAAUUCCAAACUCCUCUUUAGUUUAUAAUAAAAUAGGAAAUAAGUAGCGAAGAAAUAAUAUUUUGUAAAACCAUGUAUAAUUUGAAAACUGAAGCUUUUUCUAGACGAGUUUUUAAAACAAUUUAAAUAUGUAUAUUAAAAAAAGAAAAAAAAAUACUAUUUGCAUUAGCUUGUCUUUUAUUAAAACCUUAAAGAAAAAAGACAUUAAGAUAUAUAUUUACGGAAGAGAGUUUUUAUCUUGUCACGCACACAUUUGGUUUACUCCUAUAUGUAGUAAAAUUUUUUUUCUAUUUUAUUUCUCUUCUAACAUAUUGCGAUAAUGCGAUAUACAGAGCUGUGAAAAGAUAAAACUUUCGAUACAAUUAGAUAUGUCUAUGGAAGAGAUAUAUUCGAAAUGAAUAAUAUAAAGUUUGCAUAAAUAUUUACUAACAUACAAUAAGUCUUCGACUUCGACCAUAUACAACUUCUUCUAAAUAAAAAAAACGAUCCCUUAUAAAAAAAAAAGCGAUCCCUUUUUUAUUUAGUACAUAUCAAGAUUUAAA
Molecule: messenger RNA, 4242 nt
Organism: Pseudomyrmex gracilis
Lineage: Eukaryota; Metazoa; Arthropoda; Insecta; Hymenoptera; Formicidae
Gene: Cse1
Product: exportin-2
Exons: 14
Coding region: 159-2993 (944 amino acids)
Biological process (GO): protein export from nucleus; protein import into nucleus
Cellular component (GO): cytosol; nuclear envelope
Molecular function (GO): small GTPase binding; nuclear export signal receptor activity
Source: RefSeq, a predicted model, not a curated record